This is a messenger RNA of Dibothriocephalus latus, 258 nucleotides long. NCBI's taxonomy places the organism in Eukaryota, Metazoa, Platyhelminthes, Cestoda, Diphyllobothriidea, Diphyllobothriidae. The record is from the annotation of a GenBank genome assembly.
AUGUGGAAAAGUACUUGUUCAACAGAGACAGGCAACCGCUACACCAACAAGUGGUCGAUACACGAAAUUUUUCCCGAGGGUGUUCUCGCCAAGGAUGGACGCCUGCAGCCUGGCGACCGUAUCAUCGCCGUCAACCAUAAGCGCCUCUGCAACAUGUCCUUCGAGGACGCCGUCAACACCAUCGCUCACGCCUUCUCCGGUAUUCAACCCAUUGCCAGCGAUGCAGAUCUAGCUACCUUAGCCGCCAAGACAGCGACC